Messenger RNA from Papaver somniferum (opium poppy), 1867 nucleotides. RefSeq names its product cytochrome P450 98A2-like. The record is from RefSeq and is a predicted model, not a curated record. The transcript is spliced from 3 exons. Bases 68 to 1594 code for a protein of 508 amino acids. NCBI's taxonomy places the organism in Eukaryota, Viridiplantae, Streptophyta, Magnoliopsida, Ranunculales, Papaveraceae. Gene Ontology annotation, molecular function: iron ion binding; oxidoreductase activity, acting on paired donors, with incorporation or reduction of molecular oxygen; heme binding.
AACUUUUCAACAAUCCUCUAAAACUACUUGCCCUCCCAUUUCUUUGUUCUUCAUCUUCUUGUCAUUCAUGGCAAUUUUCAUAUUUGUUUCUGCAAUACUCUUUAUAAUCCUGAGUUACAAUAUAUUCCAACGUUUAAGGUUCAAGCUUCCACCAGGUCCACGUCCAUGGCCAAUAGUGGGUAAUCUCUACGACAUCAAACCGGUAAGGUUCCGGUGUUUUUACGACUGGUCGAAGAUUUACGGACCAAUCAUUUCGGUUUGGUUCGGUUCUACGUUGAAUGUCGUCGUGUCCAAUACAGAGUUAGCUAAACAGGUGUUGAAAGAAAAAGAUCAGCAGUUGGCUGAUAGGCACAGGAGCCGAUCAGCUGCGAAAUUCAGUAGAGAUGGUACGGAUCUUAUUUGGGCUGAUUAUGGUCCUCAUUAUGUUAAGGUUAGAAAAGUUUGUACACUUGAACUUUUCUCACCUAAAAGGAUUGAAGCUCUUAGGCCUAUUAGAGAAGAUGAAGUCACUGCCAUGGUUGAAUCUAUCUUUAAUGGCUGCACUAAACCAGAUAAGAGUGGGAAAAGUCUGACUGUGAAGAACUAUUUAAGUGGGGUAGCAUUCAACAACAUAACUAGGCUAGCAUUUGGUAAAAGAUUUGUGAAUUCAGAAGGUAUAAUGGAUGAACAAGGACUAGAAUUUAAAGCUAUUGUUGCUAAUGGUUUAAAGCUCGGUGCGUCGCUAGCAAUGGCUGAACAUAUUCCAUGGCUAAGAUUUUUGUUCCCACUUGAGGAAGAAGCCUUUGCAAAGCACGGAGCUCGCAGGGACCGUCUCACCAGAGCUAUUAUGGAUGAACAUACUCUUGCUCGUCAGACCAGCGGUGGUGCUAAGCAGCAUUUUGUUGAUGCAUUGCUAACUGUUCAAGAGCAGUAUGAUCUUAGUGAAGAUACCAUUAUUGGCCUUCUCUGGGACAUGAUCACAGCAGGUAUGGACACAACAGCGAUAUCAGUUGAAUGGGCUAUGGCAGAACUGAUUAAGAACCCCAGGGUUCAAGAGAAGGCUCAGGAGGAACUGGAUCGAGUUGUAGGAACUGAACGUGUAAUGACAGAGUUGGACUUCUCGAAUCUCCCUUACCUGAUGUCAAUUGCCAAGGAGGCGUUGCGGCUGCACCCACCAACUCCGCUUAUGUUGCCUCACAAGGCCAAUGCCAAUGUCAAGAUUGGUGGUUAUGAUAUCCCCAAGGGUUCUAAUGUUCACGUAAAUGUCUGGGCUGUAGCGCGUGAUCCAGCUGUAUGGAAAGAACCAUUUGAGUUCCGUCCUGAGCGUUUCAUGGAGGAGGACGUCGACAUGAAAGGUCACGAUUAUCGGCUAUUACCCUUUGGUGCAGGGCGUCGUGUCUGCCCUGGUGCACAAUUAGGAAUAAACUUGGUGGCAUCAAUGUUGGGUCAUCUAUUGCACCAUUUCUGUUGGAACCCAACCGAAGGGGUGAAGCCCGAGGAACUUGACAUGUCGGAAAACCCUGGUCUGGUGACCUACAUGAGGACACCGUUACUAGCAGUUCCUACCCCAAGGUUGCCUUCUGAGUUGUACAAACGUGUCGCUGCUGAUAUCUAAGAUUUCUGUUCCGCAGAUUUUCAAAACUUUCCAGGUUCUGGUUUUCUGUUCUUGUGAUUCUGUCUUUGAAAGCUGAAAUUGAUUUUAGUAAGUUGCUUGGCAAAGGUACUGAGAAAUGAAGAGAACAAAUGUAAAAUGAACGGAUCAAUCUACAUCUUUAUAGUUCUGAUUGAUCGCUACCCUUGCAUCAAUAUAUGAAUAGAUUUCUGAGAAGGUGAUCUCCAAUACGGCAAUACUGUAGCGUAAAUAUAUGAAUAGAUGUCUUUACUGACC